CCAACACAGCGCGAGCACGUCAGAUAAUUACUUUGGCAUUAAUACUCGCAGCUUUGGAGAAACUUAUUUUUAGUUAAGAUAGAUGUAUAGUUGAUGGAACAGUGACCAGACUAUCUUUCUCUCCAAGUUAGAAACCAACUUCAACAAAAGGAUCUCAAGAUUAAUUCUGGAUGGAAAUUGAUGAAGAAGAGAAAGUCCUGAUGAGUGGAACAUACAACUUCAACAAUGACAAUGGUGUAGUUGAAUCUCAGCCUACAAGUAUGGCUCCGCUUGUAGUCAAAGAUCGAGAGCAAUCACCAGCCGCCUCGCAGACGACACGAUCUGAACCUGGCGGCAAACAAGUUGGACCUUCUCCAUCCUCUGUCCCUUUUGACGAUGCACACUGUGAGAGGAACUGGACGCAAACUCUCUUCUCCUGUCAGUCAGAGGACCGAAACCGCUGUAGUCUAUGCUGUUGCUGGCCGUAUCACAAAUACAUGGUAGCUACCAGACUUGGCGAGACGCCGUUCAUGGCCCUAAUACCAUGUGCUGUCUUCGCCCUCAGAAUCAAAGUUAGGACACUGUUUGGUAUCAAGGGCUCUCUUCUAGGGGAUUUCUGGGCUUCUAUGUGCUGUGAACCAUGUGCUGUGUGUCAGAUGACUUCUGAAUUGGACUCUCUCGGGCUUUAAGGAUAUCCCUAAUAAUAACUAGUACAUGUAUAACUAUCAUAACUUAGCAUUAUUAUACUGAGUGAGUGCCUUUACUGAAAACUAACUUAUUACACUUCACUAUUGUUAAAUCAGAAACAGAUAUUAUUUGAGCUUUGUACACAUAAAUGAACGAGUGAUGUUCUGCUUUUCUGUUUCUGUCAGAUUUUAUAGAUAUUAUGUACAAACGCUUAAAAUGCAGUAUUCUUAUCCAAUCUGUGUGCGAGAAUGUGUCACGUGUUAAAUUAAUGAAUCAAUUUUUAAGUCUUUGUCAGUAGAAGAGUAUGUAUAAAUUGUAAAAGAGGCAGUAAUUUUAUGUUUAAAUGUUGUCUAGGAUUAAAAAUGACGUAAGCUGUAUGUUUAAUCACUACGUAUUUAACAUGUGUGUCAUGUGUUGGAAAUUAGAUGUAAGUAGUAACAAAGCUCAAGUAAAUAUCUUAGUACAUUUUAUUUAUUUAUUUUAUCAUAUUCGUACCAUAAAGAUGUAUUAUGACAAUUAAAUGGAUAUGUAUCAUCGUAGUAUGUAUGAUAUAUAAUGCAGUUAUAGAUAUGAUGUAAAGAAAAAAAAAAUGUCGACAUGAUGAUUUAAUUUAAAAUCGAUUGAACGAGGGUAAAAUAUGAGUUAUAGAAAGAUUUACAUAGAAGCACUUGAAAGAUACGAGGGAAAUAAGACCAGGUGUUCCGGAAUGUGGGGAAUACAUUUAUCAUGUGAAAUAGCCCGUAGUAGGCCCUUUCUUCUUGAUUUUGCUUUUACCAUGCACAAAGUAUCCUUCAACCCGGUGAUCUAUAAUUACAAACCAUUACAUACAAUAUAUUUUUGUUAAAUUCCUUGAGCGAUGUCUCUUAGACAAGCAUAUUAUCAUUGUAUUUCUGCGUUCAUAUGAAAAGUGACCAGGUGUAAACAACUUAUGUUGUAUAAUUGUAUUUUCAUAUUCAUUGCUAUUUUGAAAAUUUGUAAUAAGACAAAUAACUGUUGUAUCAUGCCUGCUCUGUUGACUUUGGGAAUGCUUAUAUAACAAAGUAAAAUAAUCUAGACAGGAGGAACUAUCAAAUGAUACUGAUGCUGUUUAAUCAACACAAAGUUCCAUGCUUGUAAACUGGAAACAGUUUUUAAUAUCCGAUUGACAAAAGGGACGCAAAUGAGUAAAUGACCAGUGGAUAUAAUCCAAAUAAUUCAAAAAUAGCAAAACAGCUGGGCUUCAUUAUUUUUUUAAUUCGUAUUUUCUAUUACUGAUACCUGCAAGGGUGUAUAUAUGUGUGUGUUGUAUAAUUAUAGUGGUUACUUCAUUGAAAAAUAAGUAUUUUCAAAUACAAUAUCGUGAUUAAAAAUACGAGAUACAUACACUGUACAUUACUACAGUUAAUUAAGUGUGAAUUCAUUAAAACCAGUGUCAAACAUCAUCCCCCACAUCUUACGAUCACAAAUGAAUUUAAUAAAACUUUAAGAAACUGG
This is a messenger RNA of Ylistrum balloti, 2139 nucleotides long. Its product is annotated as placenta-specific gene 8 protein-like. The record is from RefSeq and is a predicted model, not a curated record. The transcript has 4 exons. Lineage: Eukaryota; Metazoa; Mollusca; Bivalvia; Pectinida; Pectinidae. Bases 171 to 668 code for a protein of 165 amino acids.